UGAAUAACGUCAAACACUGUCAACAUAACCAUUGCCUUUCGGACGAUUUUAUUCUCUCACCGGUUUGAAUUCCGGUUUUUCCGUGAGAAAUGGCUGUGAAAAAAGUGAAAAUCAGCGCCACGAAACGUGCGAACCACCUAAAAGGCAAAAAGAAAGUGUCGAAGACCACUAAGCCAAAAUCCUCUGCUGAAAACGCCUUCAAAAGGAAUCUUUCUCAAGCUUUAAACGCGAAACGCUUAAAGAAAAAGGAUAAAAUCAAGAACAAUCAAAACAACCUACCAAAGGAAGACUCCGAAGAUGAAGAACUUCUCCUUGAAAGCGUGCAAGACAUCAUCGACAAUGAAGACAUGGACUUGGCUGAAAUCCCCACAAAAAAGUCGAGAAAAAGGAAGGUUGAUGAGAUUGGCGAAUCAAUUAAAUCAUCAGGACUGGAAACUGAAUAUGCAACUCAGCAGUACAAAGAGAAAACCUCGAAAAAGAUGGUUGUCGACUUGCUCCCAAUCAAAGCCAAGGACGGAGCUAUUAUUACGCGAACUACCGAAGUGGAUUAUAAACCGAAACCCAGCACUGACGAGGAUCAAGCAAGUGACGAUGAAGGAGACGAAGAUGAGCAGAAUGCCGAAGUUGAAGACUCCGACGAAGAUAUCCUGCAAGACGUAGCGGGUAAAGCUGAUUCGGAUGACGAGGCAAAUGCCGAGCGGAUAAUCUCAACGGCGGACUUGCUGAUUCGCCGUGAACAGGAAGUGGAGCGGCAGAAAUACCGAAUCGGAAUAAUCUGCUCGGGGAUAUUGGAAAAACCGGAGGAUAAAAUGAAGAAUUUCUCGGCGCUGUUUGAUCUGAUGGAGGAGUUCAAUGAGAGUGGAGGGCGGAAUCUGUACUCGAUUAGGAAGUUGGCGAUUAUUUCGAUUGCGGAAGUGUUUAAGGAUAUUUUACCUGAGUAUCGAGUGGGUCAGGUGGAUACCAAGAUGACCACAGUUCGCAAGACCACUUUGGAACGUAUCACCUAUGAAACAGCUCUUCUCCAACAAUUUAAAAAGUAUCUACAAAAAACUGAGAAAAUUGUUGCAGUUAUUUCCAAAAAAGGAGGUCCAAAGAAAACUCCCGAAACUAUCAAGCUCGCCGAAACGACUGUCGGAUGCCUUUGCGAGAUUCUCGUUUCCCAUCCCUAUUUCAAUUACGUCCAAAACGUCGCUCAGCUUCUGGUCUACUUACUGAACAGUCGAAACAAAACUGUUCGCGAGCAAAUCAACAAAUGCUUCCGGGACGUCUUCAAAGCGGACAAAAGGCUCGACAUGUCACUGUACAUCAUCCGAAGGAUAAAUCACUUGAUUAAAUCCAAAUCGAAUCAUGUUCAUUUGGAAAUGAUUACAUGUUUGCUGGCGUUGAGAAUUAAAAAUGUUAAUUUGGAUGCUGAGAAAGAAAAUGAAUUGAAGCAAAAGAAAUUGGAGUCACAUAGGCAGCGGCUGUUGAAUUUGUCGAAGAAGGAGCGAAAACGGAGGAAAAGGCUUGCUCAAUUGAACAAAGAGCUUGAUGAGACGAAAGCUGAGGAAAACAAACAGACCAAGCACUAUAAGCUGACUGAAAUUACAAAAAUGACGUUUACAAUUUAUUUCCGAAUUCUGAAGAAUGAUCCUAAUUCGAAACUUCUGAGCGCUUGUUUGGAGGGCUUGGCAGAAUUCGCACACGUCAUCAACAUCGAAUUCUUCUCCGACCUCAUUGAAAUUCUGAACAACAUCCUGGAAUCAGAGGAACUAGGCUAUCGUGAUCAAUUGUUCUGCAUUCAAACCAUAUUCAUCAUCCUCUCAGGUCAAGGGGAAGUCCUCAACAUAGAUCCAAUCCGAUUCUAUGGCCACCUUUACAAAAAUCUAUUUGUGGUCCAUGCAGGCAAGAAUCAUGACGAUUUCCUGAUAAUCUUGCGAACAUUGAAUGAAGUUUUAGUGAAAAGAAGGAAAAAUACCAGCCAACAUAGGAUGUUGGCAUUCGUUAAACGUUUGCUUACGUUGAGUUUGUGUUUACUGCAUAACGGCACGCUGGCGAGCUUGGGGAUAACUAAGGCGAUUAUGCAACUUACUAGAAAUAUUGACAUUUUAUUGGACACAGACACAUCAGUGGGAUCAGGUCGCUAUGAUCCAGAGCUUGACGAUCCCGAAUAUUGUAAUGCAUCGUGUACAGCGCUUUAUGAACUCACUCUUUUGCAAAGACACUAUCAUCCAACGGUGAGAAAGAUCGCGCAACAUGUCACGCAUGGCGUUCCUGCGUCGGGUGAUGGAUCGUUGCCUGCGGAAAUUGGCAAGCUGACGCCAGAAGAACUUUUUACACAAUUUGAUAGUUCACAAAUGGCCUUUAAUCCACCAAUUCCUGCACCGAAUACGGCUGAGCCGAAACAGAAAAAGGGGCGACAUGUCUAUUUGGAUUCAACGUUGCCACGCUUUUGUAAUGAAGUACUGCGGAACUCAAAACACGAUGACGGUAUCAUUGAUUUUCGUCAAAGCUUUUCUAAAGUAUUCAGAAGUUAGGUCAAUAAAGUUAAUUUUUAUUUGUAUAUUUCAA
Molecule: messenger RNA, 2550 nt
Organism: Hermetia illucens (black soldier fly)
Lineage: Eukaryota; Metazoa; Arthropoda; Insecta; Diptera; Stratiomyidae
Gene: Noc3
Product: nucleolar complex protein 3 homolog
Exons: 5
Coding region: 90-2516 (808 amino acids)
Biological process (GO): DNA replication initiation
Cellular component (GO): nucleolus
Molecular function (GO): chromatin binding
Source: RefSeq, a predicted model, not a curated record